UCAUUCUCUUUUCAUCUCUACUUCACUUAAACCAAAAAAAAAAAAGAAAAAAAUCAAAAUGGAUCCUAUACUAGUUUAUUCUGGAAUAAUAGCAUCAAUUACUGUUUAUUUUCUUUGGUUUUAUCUACUUGCACAAAGGUUAAGUGGUCCAAAAGUGUGGCCAUUAGUUGGUAGCCUCCCUUAUACUUUCUUAAAUAGAAGGAGAUUUCAUGAUUGGAUUUCUCAAAACCUAAGGUCUACUGGUGUAUCCGCAACAUAUCAAACAUGUACUAUUUGCAUACCAUUUCUAGCUUGGAAACAAGGGUUUUAUACCGUCACAUGUCACCCCAAAAACAUCGAGCAUAUUCUUCGAACCAGGUUCGAUAACUAUCCUAAAGGACCAACAUGGCAAAACGCAUUCGAUGACUUAUUGGGUCAAGGCAUUUUCAACAGUGAUGGUGACACGUGGCUCAUGCAAAGAAAAACCGCUGCUCUUGAAUUCACAACCCGGACAUUACGACAAGCAAUGAACCGGUGGGUGAACCGGACCAUCAGAACCCGUUUGUGGGUAAUUUUGGAUAAAGCCGCUAAGGAAAAAAACCCGGUCGAGUUACAAGAUUUAUUGCUCCGUUUAACUUUUGAUAAUAUUUGUGGACUUACUUUUGGUAAAGACCCUGAAACGCUUUCACCAAAAAUGCCAGAAAAUCCAUUUGCUAUAGCUUUUGAUUCAGCCACUGAAGCCACUAUGCAAAGACUAUUAUACCCUUAUUUUCUUUGGAGGUUGAAAAAAUUUCUAGGCAUUGGAGCUGAAAAAAGGUUACAAAAAAGCCUAAAAGUUGUUGAAAAUUACAUAUCCGAGGCUUUGGAUUCUCGUAAGGAAAGUCCAUCAGAUGAUUUAUUGUCACGUUUCAUGAAGAAAAAGGACAUAAACGGUAAUUCAUUUCCAAGUGAUGUACUUAAACGCAUUGCUUUGAAUUUUGUUCUAGCUGGACGUGACACAUCGUCUGUGGCUAUGAGCUGGUUCUUUUGGAACGUAAUGAAUAAUAACUGCGUGGAAAAUAAGAUAAUUGAAGAAAUAUCGAACGUUCUAAAGGAAAGCCGGGGCGAUGAUCGUGAAAAAUGGACUGAAGAGCCGCUGAAUUUUGAUGAAGCCGAUAAGUUGAUUUAUCUCAAAGCGGCUUUAGCUGAAACUUUACGAUUAUACCCUUCAGUCCCUGAAGAUUUUAAAUAUGUUGUUUCUGAUGAUGUUUUGCCAGAUGGCACGUGGGUCCCAGCCGGUUCAACAGUAACUUAUUCAAUUUACUCGGUCGGGAGAAUGAAAACGGUUUGGGGUGAGGAUUGUAUGGAAUUUAAACCGGAGAGGUGGCUCUCGACCGGUGGAGACCGGUUCGAACCGCCAAAAGAUGGGUAUAAAUUUGUUGCAUUUAAUGGUGGACCGAGAACUUGUUUAGGCAAAGAUUUGGCUUACCUUCAAAUGAAAUCUGUGGCUGCUGCUAUUUUGCUUCGGUACCGGCUAUUGCCGGUUCCCGGUCAUAAAGUUGAACAGAAAAUGUCGUUGACUCUGUUUAUGAAAAAUGGACUUAAAGUUUACUUGAAUCCACGUCAACUUGAACCUGCGGUUCCAAAGAUUGCUAUGUCUGCAUGAAGAAAGGGCAAAAUGGGAAUUAAAAUGGUAUAAUUGAAUUAUUGGUAAUUGUAAUUGUAUUUGCUUUGUUGUAAUUUGCAAUGUGUUUGUUAUUGAUUUGUUUGGUUACUUUGAGUUUUAAGAACAAUUUAUUUAUCGUAUA
Molecule: messenger RNA, 1766 nt
Organism: Solanum pennellii
Lineage: Eukaryota; Viridiplantae; Streptophyta; Magnoliopsida; Solanales; Solanaceae
Product: cytochrome P450 86A1
Exons: 2
Coding region: 59-1624 (521 amino acids)
Molecular function (GO): monooxygenase activity; heme binding; oxidoreductase activity, acting on paired donors, with incorporation or reduction of molecular oxygen
Source: RefSeq, a predicted model, not a curated record